Molecule: messenger RNA, 1857 nt
Organism: Miscanthus lutarioriparius
Lineage: Eukaryota; Viridiplantae; Streptophyta; Magnoliopsida; Poales; Poaceae
Source: the annotation of a GenBank genome assembly
AUGAACGGCUCCAUGGCGAGUGCCUGCGCCACCUCCAGCCGUCUCGUCCCGGCGCCCUCUGCAUGCCCACCGUCCAAGAAGACCGCCGCCGCCAGGUUCUGGCGGCGGCGCACGGUGUCGUGCAGGGCCACCGGCGGCGGCGGCAGCGGCCGGGGCGACAAUGACGGCCUCCUGUGGCUGCCCCGGCGUGACGUGAUGCUCAGCGGCCUGAGCGGUGUGGCCGCCGGGCUCGCCUGGUACCCGGGCCUCGCGUCCGGCGCGGAUUCGUCGUCUUCGCCGUGCACGACGGCGGACAAGGUGAACGAGAAGAUCUUGCAGUGCACGGACACGAGCAACCAGAAGCCCUGCCCUCUGGUGUCGCCGACGGCCCCCGUGGACUUCACGCCGGAAGGCAAGGUGACGCGCGUCCGGCAGCCGGUGCAUCUCCUGAGCCGGGAAUACCAGGACAAGUACAAGGAGGCCGUCGGGAAGAUGAAGGCGCUGCCGGAGUCGAACCCGCUGAGCUUCAAGGCGCAGGCGGCCAUCCACCAGGCCUACUGCGACAGCUACUACAAGUACCACAAGUCGUCCGGCUCGGCGGUGGCGAAGGACGACCCGGCGUUCGACGUGCACUUCUCGUGGAUCUUCGCGCCGUGGCACCGCAUGUACAUCUACUUCUACGAGCGCGCCCUCGGGCAGCUCAUCGGCGACGACACCUUCGCGCUGCCGUUCUGGAGCUGGGACUCCCCCGCCGGCAUGGUGGUGCCGGCUCUUUUCAAGGGCUCCUUUGUCAACCCGCUGUACGACCCCAACCGGAACACGAAGAACCUCGACGCGCUGGUCGACCUAGACUACCUCAGCCACAUGAAGGCGGAUCCCAUCGAUUUCAAGGGCCCAAAGGACGAAAAAUACAAGGAACUUGUUAACAAGAACCUGUGCACCAUAUACAACCAGCAAGUACGUAAGGGCCCGGAGUCGUUCCUGGGCGAGAAGUACUGCACCGCCAUCGAGGGAAACAGCGGGGGUUCGCUGGAGCGGAUGGCGCACACCGCCAUGCACGUCUGGGUCGGCAAGCCUGAGACGACGCCUUGCGACGCCGCCGCCGGCGGCGUGCUGAGCCACAAGGACGGCAAGUUCAACUGCCGCAACGACAUGGGGUUCCUGGGGUCGGCGGGGAACGACCCGCUCUUCUACUCGCACCACUCCAACGUGGACCGCAUGUGGCACCUCUGGUCCACCAGGCUCGGCGGCGGGCAGGGCAUCACGGACACGGACUGGCUCGACGCCAGCUUCGUCUUCUACGACGACGUCAAGAGCCCGCGGAAGGUGCGCAUCAAGUUCCGCGACGUCCUGGACACGCGCAACCUCGGCUACACGUACGACGCCGAGGCCGACAGGGACCUGCCGUGGCUGCGGCCCAAGAUCACGACGCUGGUGCCCCACGGCAAGGACAGCGGCGCACCGGCGAGGUCGUCGGCGGCGGCGCCGGUGUUCCCGCUCGCCCUGACCAAGGGCCAGGUCGUGGAGGUGCCGGCCGUGGCUGUGCCGGCCAGGGAGGCGGGGAAGGAGCAGCUGCUGGUGAUCGACGGCAUCGAGUUCGACCCGCAGGCGAACAACAAGUUCGACGUCGCCAUCAACCUGCCCGCGGACAAGGCGCUGCAGGUGGGGCCGCAGUACAAGGAGUACGCCGGGAGCUUCGCCGUCGUGCCGGGCUCCGGCGGCGGCGAGACCGUGAAGGGGAAGGUCUCCCUCUGCAUCACCGACGUGCUGUACGACCUCGACGCUGAGGACGAUAGCACCGUCGACGUCGUUAUCGUGCCGCGCACCGAUGCAAAGGUGACGCUCAACGUUCGCCCCACCAUCAAGAAUCGCAAGUAG